AUGGAAUUUUGGCUGUUUUUCUGCACAUUUAUGUGCGCACAUCUUAAUCUAGUCUCCAGUACGGUUGCAGCCACAUCAACUCCACCACCAACAGUCUCCAGUACAGUUACAUCUAAUGCAGCCACAACAACACCAUCACCAACAGUCUCCAGUACGGUUACAACUAAUGCAGCCACGACAACACCAUCACCAACAGUCUCCAGUAUGGUUACAACUAAUGCAGCCACAUCAACACCAUCACUAACAGUUUGCAAUACGAUUACAACUAUUGCAGCCACAACUCCAUCACCAACAGUCUCCAGUACGGUUACAACUAUUGCAGCCACAUCAACACUAUCACCAACAGUCUCAAGUACGCUUACAGCUACUGCAGCCACAACAACACCACCACUGACAGUCUCCUGUACGGUUACAGCUAUUGCAGCCACAACACCACCAAUGUCAGCAGUCUCCAGUACGCAUACAACUAUUGCAGCCACAUCAACACCAUCAACACAGUCAGUGACAGUCUGUAGUACGAUUACAACUAUUGCAGACACUACAGCACCGCCUGUAUUAACAGACAGCAAAACGGAGUCGAACGACAUCAAACAAUUACAAGACACUGAAAAAUUAUCCGAGGGAUUAUCUGAUGCUGCUAUCGCCGGCAUUAGUUUUGCUGCAGUAUUUCUUUGCGGUUGCGGGGGUUGCGGGAUUGUGAUUGGUGUACUUUGUUAUAAA
Molecule: messenger RNA, 720 nt
Organism: Anneissia japonica
Lineage: Eukaryota; Metazoa; Echinodermata; Crinoidea; Comatulida; Comatulidae
Product: putative GPI-anchored protein pfl2
Exons: 1
Source: RefSeq, a predicted model, not a curated record